AUGGCUGUCGGAAAGAACAAGCGUUUGUCCAAGGGCAAGAAGGGCAUCAAGAAGAGGACCGAUGCCUUCGCCAAGAAGGACUGGUACUCCGUUAAGGCGCCCUCGACCUUCGCCAUCAGAGAUGUUGGCAAGACCCUCGUCAACCGCACGACCGGUCUGAAGAACGCAAACGACGCUCUCAAGGGCCGCAUCUUCGAGGUUUCCCUGGCCGACCUCCAGAAGGACGAGGACCACGCGUUCCGCAAGGUCAAGCUCCGUGUCGACGAGGUCCAGGGCAAGAACUGCCUGACCAACUUCCACGGUCUCGACUUCACCUCCGACAAGCUCCGCUCGCUCGUCCGGAAAUGGCAGUCGCUGAUUGAGGCCAACGUUGUCGUCAAGACCACCGACGACUACCUCAUCCGCCUCUUCUGCAUUGCCUUCACCAAGCGCCGCCCCAACCAGAUCCGCAAGACCACCUACGCCGCCUCCUCCCAGAUUCGCGCUAUCCGCAAGAAGAUGACCGAGAUCAUGUCGCGCGAGGCCUCGAGCUGCACCCUCUCCCAGCUCACCACCAAGCUGAUCCCCGAGGUCAUUGGCCGUGAGAUCGAGAAGGCUGCUCAGGGCAUCUACCCCCUCCAGAACGUCCACGUCAGGAAGGUUAAGCUGCUCAAGGCGCCCAAGUUCGACCUUGGUGCCCUCCUUACCCUCCACGGCGAGGCGUCUCACGACGAGUCUGGCCAGAAGGUCGAGCGUGAGUUCAAGGAGACUGUUCUGGAGAGCGUCUAA
Molecule: messenger RNA, 768 nt
Organism: Lasiodiplodia theobromae
Lineage: Eukaryota; Fungi; Ascomycota; Dothideomycetes; Botryosphaeriales; Botryosphaeriaceae
Product: 40s ribosomal protein s1
Exons: 4
Coding region: 1-768 (255 amino acids)
Biological process (GO): translation
Cellular component (GO): ribosome; cytosol
Molecular function (GO): structural constituent of ribosome
Source: RefSeq, a predicted model, not a curated record